Strongylus vulgaris is the source of this 870-nucleotide messenger RNA. The record is from the annotation of a GenBank genome assembly. Lineage: Eukaryota; Metazoa; Nematoda; Chromadorea; Rhabditida; Strongylidae.
AUGAGACGUGACACCAUUGCUCGACGAUACCGUUUGUCGCGAUGUGACCUUUGCGCUAUGGAAGCUCAAAAUGCAGCCCAAGCAAACAUUGUCCAGCUUUCCAAGCCGCGCCAACGUAGAAAUGGAAAACUGAAGGCACAACAGACCGAAAGCGCUCAAAAAGCAGAUCAGUACUGCUCUCCGCCAAAUUCGCAAACUUCUGCUUCACAACAAUACUUUCUUUCUUCUACAGGAUUUCAACAGCCUUUGCCAGCGUUUCUAACCACGAGUGUCGGUUAUGUUCCGCAGAAUACUGUUAUGAUGGGUUAUACGACGGAAAGAACAAUGUUUAAUGCAAUGAAUGCGGAACAACUUCGAUCUGCACAAAAUGACGCUCAGUUUUUCUUCAAUAGAAAUGCUAGUAAUAUUACAUCGUCUUCUCUUAACAGUCCCUUGCAUGCUGUCGACCAAAAGCAGUCGGAAAUAAUAAACGAAGACAAUCCACGAGAUUGUGCUGUGGAGGAGCAUUACGCCCAGUUCGACCACCAAUCUGAGCCUCUUUUUGCCGUGGUUAAAAGAGAACUGAUGGAUGAGGACGAACCAUCAGGUGAUCCUACACAGGAGCAAUACGAGCAGUUUAAACAAGAGCAAGAGCAUCAGUACUGCACAGUAAAAAGAAAGUUAAAUGAAACUAAGGAGCAUAGUCAAUUGAAAACUGUUGAAAAGGACGAAAUAAGCAGCAAUCACAAUGGUACUACUUCAUCAUCGCCUGACGUGAACGGUAAUACAACCAGCGCUAAUAUGGCGGAGUGUGUCGACAGUUCGUUCAAGUUCAUCAAGAAAGAAAGCCAUGAACAAAACGACAACGAGCUCGUGUUUAGAUCGCUUUGA